This is a messenger RNA of Recurvomyces mirabilis, 1251 nucleotides long. RefSeq lists its product as uncharacterized. The coding region runs from base 1 to 1251 and encodes 416 amino acids. Gene Ontology annotation, molecular function: acetyl-CoA C-acyltransferase activity. The record is from RefSeq and is a predicted model, not a curated record. The transcript has a single exon. Gene Ontology annotation, cellular component: peroxisome. Gene Ontology annotation, biological process: phenylacetate catabolic process; fatty acid beta-oxidation. Lineage: Eukaryota; Fungi; Ascomycota; Dothideomycetes; Mycosphaerellales; Teratosphaeriaceae.
AUGGCAGCCCUCAUACAAAAAGGCACCAAAGCCAUCCUCUCCAAACAACCCACCGACAUUGUCAUCCUCUCCGCCCUCCGCACCCCGAUUACGCGCGCGAAGAAAGGCGGGUUCAAAGAUGCUUACGACCACGAACUCCUCGCCCACGUCCUCAAAGCCACUCUCGCCGCAGUCCCCAAUCUCGAUCCCGCCGUGAUAAACGAUAUCCAAAUCGGGACUGUGUUGUCCGAACUCGGCGGUUCGAAGGCCGGGAGGAUGGCGGCGUGCCAUGUGGGAUAUCCCGAGACUGUAGCCUUUCAGACGGUGAAUAGGGCGUGUAGUAGUGGGCUUGCGGCGAUCACGGGGGUGGCGAAUUCUAUCUCGACGGGCCAGAUUGAUGUCGGGGUGGGAGGCGGGAUGGAGAGUAUGACGCGGAAUUAUGGGAGUCGGGCGAUUCCUACACAGUUGUGGUCGGAGCUUAAGGAGUCCCCGGUGCAGGAUGCGAGGGCUUGUAUUAUGAGUAUGGGGUUGACGGCGGAGAAUGUCGCGGAGAGAUAUAACAUCAGUCGAGCAGAUCAGGAUGCUUUUGCCGCAAAGUCACACCAGAAAGCCGCGAAGGCGCAACAGGAGGGUCUGUUUGACAAGGAGGUUGUACCCGUCACCACCCGCUGGCGACCUAAUCCAGAACAGCCGGAUCUAGAAGAGGAAAUCACAGUAACGAAAGACGACGGCAUCCGUCCCACUUCCUCACCGGAAAGUCUCGCGAAAAUGAAACCCGCCUUCAAACCCGACGGCACGGCUACAGCGGGAAAUAGUUCCCAAGUCUCCGACGGCGCCGCCGCAGUCUUGAUGAUGCGCCGCUCGACCGCCACCUCCCUCGGCCUCAACCAAAACAUUAUAGGCAAAUUCGUGCAAACGGCCAUCAUAGGUUGUAAACCCGACGAAAUGGGGAUCGGCCCCGCCUUAGCUAUCCCCAAACUCCUCUCCCUCACCGGCCUCUCCACCUCUGAUAUAGGCGUAUGGGAGAUCAACGAGGCGUUUGCGGCGCAGGCGGUGCAUUGUGUGCGGGUUCUUGGGUUGGAGGGGCUGGGGGAGGAGAGGGUGAAUCCGAAGGGUGGGGCUAUUGCGUUGGGGCAUCCGUUGGGGGCGACGGGGGCGAGGCAGGUGGCUGCUCUAUUGCCGGAGUUGGAGAGGCAGGGCAGGGAGAUGGGGGUUGUUAGUAUGUGUGUUGGGACGGGGAUGGGGAUGGCUAGUUUGAUUGUUAGAGAGUAG